AUGUCGUGUCAGCUCUCUAUUUUGUCGGGGUUUCAAGAUAUCAAAGCCGUUAAGUCGUACCUGUUUCCAUCUCUGAGAGAAACCACACCAGAAGUUGAAAUAAAUGCUGGCUCAACAAAUGACGACGAAGAUGAUUGGAAUAAUGACUGGGGAUGGACAGAAGAUGAACAAGCUGUACAGGCUGCUGUAGGAUCUUUAGAAGGAAAUGAUGAUGUAGAAGAUAAUAGUAAAUUGAAAUGGUUACAAGAUUGUUUGAUUUCGUUAUCACCAGCAAAUGACAUGAUAACUAUUGCUAAUGAAAGCAGAAUGGUGGUUCUCACUCAAAAAUGGGACCCUAAGAAUAACGGUGAAGAGAUGGAAUCUAGAUAUUCUGUUGCUUGGCAAUCAACAGCUUCUACUACAGAACUUAUUACUGCCAUAUUAUGUCUGCCACUAGCUUCACAGAAAAGAAGUACUCAUGGUGCUCCAGAUUGGACCUGUGUUAUUGUUGGUUAUUCUACUGGUUAUGUUAAGAUGUUUACUGAGAAAGGAGUAUUGUUACUGUCACAGUUGUUACAUACAGAACCUAUUCAGAAGAUAAAAGCACAAACUUAUGAACCAGCUAGAUAUUUAGGGAUGGCUGAACAGCAUGAAGAAUUAGUGAUAUUAUACAGAAAAGCAGUCAUAUCUAUAGAUGGUUUUAGUUUAAUGCAGUCAUUAAGAGCUUGUAGGAAUCAAGUAGCAAGAGCUACAGCCAGUGGAGGAGAAGCCAAUCUACAAGUACCACCAUUAGCCUAUAAAAAAUGGGGUUUACAAGAUCAAGAUAUUAUUAAUGAUCAUGUUAGUUGUGGAAUCCAGUCAUCUAAUCCCUUUGAUCAGAUGAAAACAGCGUCAUUAUUAGGAGGUUAUCAAGCUAGUGUUAAAACCAGUCCACCAGCUGCUAGUCUUUAUCUUACAUCAGGUGUAGGGCCUUAUGUUGGUUUCUUCUAUGCAAUUGAGGGAAGUGCUCCACCAAUUUUAUCUGAGGUAGCUAUGGCAAUGGCUCAUAAGAUAAAAAGUGCCUUAAUGUCUGCUGCUAGUGGAUGGUUAGGCUUCGGAGGUAAAGCAAAAGAUGAAGCUAAAGAUAAAGCUCCAAAAAUAGAACAAGCAACUCCUCUUCCUCUCAGGUUUAGUUUACCUGAUAGAAGAAGAACAGGACAGAAGAUAGUAUUAUCACCUAAUAAUCAUUAUGCUGCUGUAACAGGAAGUUUUGGUCGUGUUAUAUUACUAGAUGUUGAAAGAGGUGUUGCUGUUAGAAUAUGGAAAGGUUAUAGAGAUGCUCAAGUUGGAUGGAUACAGAUAAGAGAAGAUGAUGGCCAUGGUGGGAGAAAUCCAGAACAUUCUAGAGUAGCACAAUUCCUUAUUAUCUAUGCACCAAGACGAGGUAUUUUAGAGGUAUGGACAGCAGCUAAUGGACCCCGUGUAGCAGCCUUCAAUGUUAGUAAAUGGUGUAAGUUAGUGUGUCCAUCAUAUGGUGUAAUGGGUUUAAAUAAUGUGACGUGUCAAAGUACCAAACAUAAAGCAUUUCAAUGUGCUUUAAUAGAUACAGAUGGUAUUAUCAAAAUUAUUGAUAUACCUUUUCAUCUUGCUUUAAGUGAUAAGAGUAGUAAAAGAGCUAGAGAUUUACAUUUACUAAAGAAAUUGAAGUCAUUAUUAAAAGAAAAUACAGAAGAGUCAGAAAGUGUUUGUGAAUCUAUAUCAGAGAUAAUAUUAGAUAUUAAAAUACCAAAUAUUGCUAAACAGGGUAUUGAAAGAAUACUAGUUACCAAGUAUUUAUCAUGUAAAUUUAUGAAGUCUGUUGUAAAAGCCUGUAUAAAGAAAAUAACUGAUAUUGAUCAAGAUAUAGAUAGCCGCUUAGUUUUAAAAUAUUGUCAAGCACAAGAUUGUUUAUUACAAAGUUAUGAUCAAAUAGAUUGCUUAACAUCAGAUGAAAAUAUACAGCAUGUUGAUACAUCACCAGAGUUUUUAUGUCGACUACUAGGAGUAUCUCCAUCUGAAUUAGAAGCUAUCCAAUCUAGUCUCCAAGAUUCCACCAAGAAACUGGUAAAAGACACCACAGGAAAACAUGUUCAGUUUGAAGAAAGUCAAUCCUUUCCUGUCACCUCAUAUUUACGAUGUUUUGAAUGUCUGAUACAUGCUACUGAUCAUGAAAUAAAUAAAUCAUUUAAUUUAUCAGUUAAUAAAAACUUGUCUUCAGAUAAAAAAUUAGCAUUAGGUAAUUUUAUGUUUGCUGGUUGUAUUUGUGAUAAUAUUUCUGCUAGUGAUUUAAGUAUUAUAUUACAAGAUAGUAACUUACCACCAAAACAUAUCAUGAAUUUAUUAUUAAUGUAUUGGUUAUCAAGUAAUGAUAGAUGUUUGUCUUCAAUACCUAAUCUACACCAUAUAGUUAAAUCUAUAUCAGCUAUGACAGAUAAAAGUGAAGAAUUAGUAGAUAAUACGGCUAUAUCAACAUGGUGGCAAUCAAUACGAGACCAAUGUAGUCAGUCAGAAAAUAUCCUAUCAGCUUAUCUAGCAGCUUUAACAUGUCGAGGUGUAGCUGUUGAAUUACUGGGCAAUCAGACUAAAGCUAAGGACCCUGAUGCUGAUACAGCCAGUGUAAAUUCUGAUAAGAAUGAUUCUUCUGGUGAUUGGGAAACGGUUACAGUUGAUAUAGAACAUUGGAAUGUCUUAGUUAAACAGUUAGAUGAUGUCCUAGCUAUUAAUCAUUUAUUACAAUUACAAUUAUCAACCAAUCAUAAACAAGAUAACAAAACAUACCUAGAACCAAUCACUGUCUCUGUUACUAAAUUAUUAGAGGGUGGUAGAGGAGCUAUAUCUGAGAUAGUAGCAAGAUAUGUUAUGAGAUUAGAGUUAAAACCUCAAUCACUCUUUAGUAAAUCAUCAUUUAUGGAACAACCAGAAGAUAAUGAUGUUUUAGAGACGUGUAUAGAUGACCCUGAAGAUGAACCUAAAACACCAUUAGAAAUUAUACAAGAUCAGUUACAACUGUUACGAUUAAGAUUUCCACACAGUUUAGAGAAUGAUAUAUUGUUAUCUAAUUGUUGUUGGGAGUAUGCUGCUUAUUGGAAUAGAGAACCUGAGCAUGUAAAUAAACUAGAGUUAUCAGUAGAAUACUUGAAAUUGGUACAGAAUGCACUACUUAGACAAGGUGUUUGUAGUAUGUUAUGGCAUAUGUUUAUUUUAAAACGUUUCUCAGCUGCAGCACACCUGAUGGAUAAGGUUGGAAAACCUCCUAAAGAUAGACUCUGUAGAAAGGAAGUUGGUAUGGGAGAAAAUGAUAUAUUAUUAUUUAUAAGCUGUACUGCUGAUAUUAUACAAAUCACUAUGGAGGCUAAUUGUGAAGCAAAUGAAGUGCCAGUGUUUAAUCUAGAGAUAUUAUGGCAGUUAGCUAGAGGACCAUCAUCUCUAUCAGAACUAGCUGUUGAUCAGAAAUCUACUAAUUAUGGUUUAUUAAAACAUCAUUUACAUUUAGCACGUAUAAUGCAGGCUGUAUUAGUUUUUAAUAUGAAAUCUAUUAAAGUGUUAUCUUUGUUUGAUUCUAAGGGUAAAAAUGCAUUUUUUAAAGAUUUACAUACUCAUCCCUUGUUACCUAACCAAAAUGUUGAUUCUACAUUAUCACAGAAUAGAAUGGAGUUUUUUUGUCGAGUGAUAUCACAAGCUGUAAAGACAUUAGAAUUAACUGGCAAUGUACCAUCUUCUCCUACCAAGAGACAGAAAACAGCUGCUAUCAGAUGGCCUAAUAUGGUCAUAGAAAUAGGCAAAGACUUUGGUCUGGAUAUUGAUCAAUUAAAACAACAUCAUGUUGUUGAAUUAUAUUCUGGUGGCCAUGAUAAACUAGCAGAAGAGAUUCUACCAUGUGUAAACAACCAUGAGAGAAUAGGAUAUGAGUUACUUACACUAGCUGGACAGAGAAUGGCUUAUCAUUUAUUUCAAGUUAAUCCACCAGAUGCUGUAAAAUUAUUAUCAGAUUUAUCAACAUCUCUAUCAACUUGGUUGAAAUCCAUGGAUUCAACUGAGAUUAGAAAAGCAGAUGUACCAUUAUCUGAUACAGCUACAUUAAUAGGUCAUGUGACUGGAAAUCUCCCUGAAGGUAGUACAGAAUAUGAUAGAGCUAUAUCAUUAGUAGAACUAAUACAUGCUUUACAGUAA
Messenger RNA from Lottia gigantea (owl limpet), 4167 nucleotides. RefSeq lists its product as hypothetical. The transcript has 33 exons. The coding region runs from base 1 to 4167 and encodes 1388 amino acids. Gene Ontology annotation, biological process: regulation of GTPase activity. NCBI's taxonomy places the organism in Eukaryota, Metazoa, Mollusca, Gastropoda, Lottiidae. The record is from RefSeq and is a predicted model, not a curated record.